Molecule: messenger RNA, 5607 nt
Organism: Rana temporaria (common frog)
Lineage: Eukaryota; Metazoa; Chordata; Amphibia; Anura; Ranidae
Gene: TRIM37
Product: tripartite motif containing 37
Exons: 26
Coding region: 235-3300 (1021 amino acids)
Biological process (GO): negative regulation of centriole replication; protein autoubiquitination
Cellular component (GO): aggresome; peroxisome
Molecular function (GO): ubiquitin protein ligase activity; tumor necrosis factor receptor binding; zinc ion binding
Source: RefSeq, a predicted model, not a curated record
CACGUCUUGACAUCACUGGCCCCGCCCCAUGCCCCGGCUGGCUUAGCCAUGGCGUCGCUCGUCUCUCAGUAACGGGCUGCGGUUCAAUAUGGCUGCCGGUGAAUUCAUGUCCUGAUGGAACGCAACCUUGUUUUCUCUUCGCGCUCAUUCAUCUAGCAGGACCGAGCAGAGUGCGCCCGCCGCUGCCGUCACCCUCCCGUCCCUGUCGCUCUCCUUCAUUGCACCGGCUGCUGCAUGUCUGCAGCUGAAAGGGGGCGUUUUACUGAUAAUUUCCUCACCUGUCUGUGCAGCACCCUCAGAUACCUGACCUACUUCAGGUCCAGGAAGAAAUCCCUGCACUACUGCAAGAUCAAGGAGCCCAAACUGGAGGAGAUGGACGAGCAGAGUGUGGAGGGCAUAGCAGAGGUCUUCAGAUGUUUCAUUUGUAUGGAAAAGCUGAGGGACGCGCGCCUUUGUCCACACUGCUCUAAGUUGUGUUGUUUCAGCUGUAUUCGGAGAUGGCUGACUGAACAAAGAGCUCAGUGUCCACACUGCAGGGCUCCAUUGCAACUAAGGGAAUUGGUUAACUGUAGGUGGGCAGAAGAGGUUACUCAACGGUUGGACACACUCCAGUUGUGCAGUCUUAACAAACAUGAGGAAAACGAGAAGGAUAAAUGUGAGAAUCAUCAUGAAAAGCUCAGUGUAUUUUGCUGGACUUGUAAAAUAUGUAUCUGUCACCAGUGUGCUCUCUGGGGUGGAAUGCAUGGAGGGCAUACGUUCAAACCGCUUGCGGAAAUUUAUGAGCAGCAUGUCACAAAAGUAAAUGAAGAGGUAGCCAAACUUCGCCGGCGGCUAAUGGAACUCAUUAGUCUUGUGCAAGAAGUGGAGCGAAACGUUGAGGCUGUACGAGGCGCUAAGGAUGAACGUGUUAGGGAGAUCCGGAAUGCUGUGGAGAUGAUGAUUGCCAGAUUGGAUACCCAGCUUAAGAACAAGCUUAUUACACUUAUGGGUCAGAAGACUUCUCUCACUCAGGAAACAGAGCUUCUUGAAUCACUUUUACAAGAAGUAGAACAUCAGCUUCGUUCUUGUAGUAAGAGUGAGCUUAUCUCCAAAAGUCCGGAGAUUCUUAUGAUGUUCCAGCAAGUUCAUAGGAAACCCAUGGCUUCUUUUGUUACUACACCGGUUCCACCAGAUUUUACCAGUGAACUGGUCCCCUCUUAUGAUUCCACUACAUUUGUUCUAGAAAACUUCAGCACUUUACGCCAGCGCGCUGACCCAGUGUACAGUCCACCUUUGCAAGUAUCUGGUCUCUGUUGGAGGUUAAAGGUUUAUCCAGAUGGAAAUGGAGUAGUAAGAGGAUACUAUUUAUCAGUCUUCCUGGAACUUUCUGCUGGACUCCCAGAGACAUCAAAGUAUGAGUAUCGAGUGGAGAUGGUUCACCAGUCUUCCAAUGAUCCUGCCAAAAACAUCAUUAGAGAAUUUGCUUCAGAUUUUGAAGUGGGAGAGUGCUGGGGGUAUAAUCGUUUUUUUCGACUGGAUCUACUUGCAAAUGAAGGCUACCUUAAUCGUGCAAAUGAUACUGUAAUUUUAAGAUUUCAGGUUCGUUCCCCUACAUUCUUUCAGAAGAGUCGAGACCAGCACUGGUACAUCUCUCAGUUGGAGGCGGCACAAACUAGCUAUGUUCAACAAAUAAACAACCUGAAAGAAAGGCUUGCAAUAGAACUCUCAAGAAACCAGAAAUCCAGAGGUUUAUCCCCUCCAGAUACUCAUCUCAGCCCCCAAAAUGAUGAAAGCCCAGAAGCCAGGACCACAAAGGCAGAUGUGAACAUUGAGAACAUUCCUUCUUUACCUACGCCUAGAGAUGCCGAAGAGGACGAGGACAAAAUUCUUCAUGACGUUUUUAAUCAGGAUCUCUCUGAUGGAGACCUGGAUGUUGAUUUGGCUGGGGAUGAUGAAGUGAACCAUUUGGAGGGCAGCUGUUCCUCUGCCAGCUCCACAGCCACCAGCAAUACAGAAGAAAAUGAUAUUGAUGAAGAGACUAUGUCUGGGGAAAAUGAUGUGGAGUAUGGCAGUAACAUGGAUUUAGAAGAAGGAGAAUUGAUGGAAGAUGUAGCUGGCGCAGCUGGAGCCUCAGCAAGUCAUACAUAUGGUGGCAGCAGAAACUGCAGGCGAUCUGGGAACAUAAGUGCUUCCAGCAGCAGUAGUUUAUUGGACCUAGACCCUCUUAUUCUUAUUCAUUUACUCGACCUCAAAGACAGAAACAGUGUGGAGAAUCUUUGGAGCUUGCAACCUAGACCUCCCGCAUCACUUUUUCAGUCCUCAGCGUCCUGUUCCCGCAAGGACAGGGACACGCGUGCACAGCAUACUUCUUGGCGAGUCUCUCCUGAUUUGAAAAUGCUAAAGAGGUACAAGUCCCAGGUGCUUGAGGUGCGCAGCAAACUAUCUGCUGUGAAGAGUCAGUUAUGUGAUGUCAGAAGUAGCAAUGCUAGUGAAGGCCAGCUGAACACUGUUGGAGACCUGGACUCGCUGGAUUCGCUUGCAACAGGCAGUGGAGAAGGCUGCAGUAAGUUACAAGAGCUGGGAAUGGAGUUGCUCCGGAAAUCCUCUCUUGCAAGCUGUUAUGUGAGAAACAGUACCAGUAAGAAAUGUAACUCGCCCAAGCAUUCUAGAUCCAGUGAAAGAGCAGGGAGUCUGUCUCUGAGGAGAGCAGUUGACUGUGGAGGAGAUGGUGGUCACCGUGUGAAAGGAGAAGGUCAAGUCCCUUCUGAAGGCUGUAACAAUGGAACCAAGAGUGGUAGCAGACAUGGAUCUCCAAGGUCUCUAAAUGUGAGUCCUGAGGCGCCUUCUAGUUCUAAAGCAGAUGACAGACAGGCCGACCUACUCGGUGCUGAAAUACAAGCAAUGUGCCUGGAAAAGACUAGAAAAAUAGUCACAUUGGGGUCAAACUCUAAAGGAUGGAGUGGAAAAGACAGUUCACAAGCAGGCAGCUUGGAUAGUGACCAAGAUGCUGGGGACAUUAACCCUGUGUUAUCUGAUGGUACUUCUUAUCCUGAUGAAGCUACAGUGUGUUCCAAGCACAUUCUUCACAUUUUGCCAGGCAUGAGCAGUGACAGUGACAUUGAAUGCGAUACAGAAAAUGAGGAACAGGAGGAAAGCCUUAACUGCGCUGGCUUCAAUGAAACCUUCACAACACAACCUUCAGGUGAAGAUCAAGGCUGUUCUUUUACAGAUAACAAUAAUAUAAGCUCAGAAGACCUUCAUUUUGCUGCUGGAGAAGAUAGUGGAAGUUUGCUACAUGCACCUGGUCCCACAAAGGGUUGAAUACAAGUAAUUUGGACGGACCUAACUGUUCACACUCAUUGAGGACUUCAGACUGAACACUAGACUACUUAAGAUAUCUUCUAUGUAGGAUGCAUAUUCACUGUAACUUAUUUAAGUUGCCUACAACAGUAUGACAAGCAACGCUACACAUGAGGCCUUCAUAAAUCACAUCAAGGAAGCACCUGAAUAACCCCUUUCAUCCUAAACAUGCAGUAAAUAUGAACGAAUAAAUAAAAUUCUCUUGUAAUUAGCACAGUGCAGGGAAAGGGGAAAAAUAAAUUGUACAUCUGCAAAAGAAAGAUUAUCCCUCUUCAUCAGCCUGAAAUAAAAAGUGGCAACGAGUUCCCUUUAUGGCUCUACAUAUGGUGUGCUGAUCGGUGGUCAACCCUAAACGACCAUAGCUCUAGCUGAAAGUUGAUGAUCUGACCCACCCAAUUGUUUUUUUAUAAUGGACUACACUGACCAGAUCUUUCACCAGAGUUCCCAACUCUACAAGUACCACUAUCUUGGUCUCUUUUUCUUUUUAUGCUUUUACUUUUGAGAAGUAAAUAAGAUGGAAAAAAUAAAUAUUUUUGAGAGAGCUGUGGCAGUGUUCAGAAUAUGAGUAAAAAAGCAGAUAUCUUGUCAAUGGAGUCCCAAUGGCAUGUGAGGAACAUACAGAUGAUUCAGCACAUCAACAUCUAUGCCAUCACCUUGCAUUGUAAUAGGUAUUUGCCAGUUCCAGCCAAUAAUCAGUCAUGCGGAGCUCACAGCAGGUUAUACAAGUUGCUAUGUUACUCAGAAUGAGCUAGACAAUGGCUGGAGUUAGGAAUUUGUAUUCACAAGUCAGUUUCGCACAUUCUUCUCUGAUAUCUGGCUGCUUUAUUUUUCUCAAGACCCCCCCUAGCAACUGAAUAUGAAAUGAAUACUGAUGUUUACUUGUCCAGUGGACAGCUACUUCAUUCAUCAGUCUGUUUAAGGGCUACAGCAAACGCUGUUGCAUCCAACAUUUCUUUGUUUAUUGGAUAGUGUAAGCCCGGCUGGGUGCUGUGGUUUCUCUUGACAUCACUACAGGACAAAGUAAUGACAUUGCAGGUGGUCAGAUACAAUCUAUCCAAUGCACACCAGAAGUGUUGUGACAGUGGGUGGGGGCCACAGUGCAAGAGCAGAGGUUGGAGUGGUCACCCAAGUAACAGGUAAGUAUUGGUAAUAUUUAUUUACAGGGUACUCCUAUCUCCAGUGUCUUAAAGUGGUUCCAAAGCCUUGUUUUUUUUGUUUGUUUUUUUCACCUUCAUGCAUUCUCUGCAUUAAGGUAAAAAAAACAACUUCUGUGUCCAAGGUCGCCCCAGCCCCCUUAUACUUGCCUGAAUCUGAUCUUGAUCCAGCGCUGUGCAUGACAGCUGUGGCUCUCUCCCUCCUAACAGAACAGAUUUAUAGCAGCACUAGAGGGGUUGGAAGCUAGCCCAUAGGAGUCCCCCCCCCCCCCCCCAAGCAGGUAACUGGGGGGAGGAAGGUCUCGGCAGGCAGGAGAAGCCAGGAUCACCGGCAGGAAACCCCAGCAAAGGUGGGUCGGGGCUGCUCUGCAAUACCAUUGCACAGAGCAGGUAGGUUUCACACCAUGUUUUUUUUUACAGUUUAGAAUCACUUUAACCUAGUGACAGAAGCUUUGAUGUUAUAUGCCGACCCCCUUUUGAGAACAACAUACAUUCUCUCCCUCUCUAUGUAUGUUCCUUUACUGCACUGAAUUAAUCACAACAGAGCUCAGAUUUCCUAUUUUAUCGGCAUGACUACUUUUUACAUGUGUCUGUCUUGUGCAAAAUAUGUAAGUAUUUAUUAAAAGUGGCUCAAGGCAUCGUAAAGGCAAUAAUACAAUGCGUCUAUCUGUUCAAAUGAAAUGAUAUAAAAGCCCUAUCAGUACACAUAUCAGUGCUACAGAGGUGCUAAAAGAUGGAUAUCAGCAAUAACCUAACAAAGAAUAUUCUUUCUUGAACAUUCCUAGGCUUUGUUAAACCUUUUUCAAACUGAGGUUUUUCUCUAAAUAUUUUAAUACUGAAAAAUGAUGAGUACAUUUGCAAUGACUGAAAAUGCAUUAAUAUACAUGCAUACAUGUACAAUUUAAAAUGUUGAAAUUGAGAUGCAAGAAUGAGCCAUGAAUAUCUACAAGUUUUAACAAAUCGGAUUUUUUUUUUUGCUUUACAUUCACUACCAAGCUGAUAGGUUGCCAUAACACAUAUGACACUGAUCACGUUUCAGUCCUCUUCUACUGUGGUUUGUUAUGAAGCUCAAAAAUGUUCACUUUAGUAUACUUUGUAGGGUAGAGCAAACUGC